CCGGCUCCACCUCGCCAGCCGCACAGCGCGCUGGCCAGACCACCAGGCUCCGGCAGAUGUGAGCAGCGCUGGUGAACCACGCAGCAGCGCGCCCGGCAGCCCGCAGCAGCCCGGAGCCCCGAGAUGGAGAUGGCAGAGGCGGAAUUGCACAAGGAAAGGCUGCAAGCCAUAGCUGAAAAAAGAAAGAGGCAGACUGAAAUAGAAAGCAAGCGGCAAGAGCUUGACGAGCAGAUACUUCUGCUGCAGCAUUGCAAGUCCAAAGUGCUCCGGGAAAAAUGGCUGCUGCAGGGUAUACCUGCUGGAACUGCCGAAGAGGAGGAAGCCAGGAGGCGGCAGUCUGAAGAGGAUGAAUUCAGAGUCAAACAACUUGAAGAUAGCAUUCAGAGGCUGGAGCAGGAAAUCCAAGCACUAGAAAGUGAAGAGUCCCAGAUUUCGGCCAAAGAGCAGAUCAUCCUAGAGAAACUGAAGGAGACGGAGAAAUCCUUCAAGGACUUUCAGAAGAGCUUCUCCAAUACGGAUGGAGAUGCAGUAAAUUGCAUUUCCUCCCAGCUCCCCGACCUGCCAAUCCUCUAUUCACGAACAGCAGAGCCGGCACCUGGGCAGGACGGGACCAGCAGAGCAGCUGCUGUGUACGCCAUGGAAAUUAAUGUGGAGAAAGACAAACAAACAGGAGAGACCAAGAUUCUCUCUGCAUCCACCAUUGGCCCAGAGGGGGUCCAUCAGAGAGGAGUCAGAGUCUAUGACGAUGGUACCAAAGUAGUGUAUGAGGUGCGCUCAGGAGGCACCGUAGUAGAGAACGGAGUGCACAGAUUAAGCUCCAAGGACGUAGAAGAGCUUAUUCAGAAGGCCGGACAAUCAAGCUUAAGAGGAGGGCACGGGUCAGAAAGGACUGUGGUUGCAGAUGGGAGCCUCAGCCCCCCUAAGGAACACGUGCUGUGCAAAGAGGCCAAGUUAGAAAUGGUCCAUAAGUCUAGGAAAGACCACUCUUCCGGGAACCCAGGGCAGCAGGCCCAAGCCCCCAGCACGGAAGGGCCCGAGGCCAACCUGGACCAGCCCGUCACCAUGAUUUUCAUGGGCUACCAAAAUAUCGAGGACGAAGAGGAGACGAAAAAGGUGCUAGGCUAUGAUGAGACCAUCAAGGCUGAAUUGGUCCUGAUUGACGAAGACGAUGAGAAGUCACUGAGGGAGAAGACAGUGACGGAUGUGUCCACGAUUGACGGGAAUGCAGCAGAGCUUGUGUCUGGGAGGCCUGUCUCAGACACCACAGAGCCCUCGUCCCCAGAAGGGAAGGAAGAGAGCCUGGCCACAGAGCCAGCCCCAGGAGUCGGGUGGGAGAGCGUGCUACUGAGGGGAGACGAGGCAGCCUCGGGCGCCACAGGAACAUCCAGCGCAGACAUGACUAUCACGAAGCCUCCCCAGCUUUCCGAGGAUGAUAUCCGGCUAAAAACCGAGAGAGACAUCUGUGGUGCCAACCCCCUGGACCCUGCCAUCGGCUCCCUUCCCUCAGACCACAAAAACAUGGAAAUUGAGGUCUCUGUUGCAGAAUGUAAAAGUGUCCCUGGAAUCACCUCUGCUGCGCAUCCCAUGGACCACCCCUCCCCUUUCUACUCGCCCCCCCACAACGGCCUCCUCGCUGAUCACCAUGAGUCUCUGGAUAAUGACGUGGCCAGUGAGAUCCGGUAUCUAGAUGAGGUGCUGGAGGCCAACUGCUGUGAUUCCGCCGUGGACGGAACCUACAACGGCACAUCCUCCCCGGAGCCUGGCGCAGCCAUCCUGACGGGCAGCCCGAGCCCGCCUGCCCACAUGGCCGUCCAGCCGGAACCCACCGAGAGAGCCGCUGGCAGGCAGGUGCCUCCUCACAUCGAGCUCAGUAAGAGCAACUCUGACGCCAUGGCAGAGGGUGAAAGAGCAAACGGCCACUCCCCUGACCAACCCAGAGAUCUGCUGGGGGACAGCCUGCAGGCACCCGUGAGCCCCACCUCCUCUACAAGCUCCUGGUGCUCCUCCCGAGACGGGGAAUUCACCUUCACCACGCUGAAGAAGGAAGCCAAGUUUGAGCUGCGUGCCUUCCAUGAGGAUAAGAAGCCCUCCAAGCUCUUUGAGGAUGACGAGAACGAGAAAGAACAGUACUGUGUCCAAAAAGUGAGGCCCACCGAAGAGAUGCUGGAGCUGGAAAAGGAAAGGCGAGAACUCAUCCGGAGUCAGGCUGUGAAAAAGAAUCCCGGCAUUGCGGCCAAGUGGUGGAACCCUCCGCAGGAAAAAACCAUCGAGGAACAGCUGGACAAGGAGCACCUGGAGUCGCACAAGAAGUACAAGGAGCGCAAGGAGCGGAGAGCGCAGCAGGAGCAGUUGCUGAUGCAGCAGCGGCCCCCGGCGCCGGCGCCGCAGCCCUGCGCAGCCCCUGCCUCCUCUCGAGAACCUCCCGGCGCGGCUGAGGGUGUGAAGGACGUGGUCACAGAGCAGAUAGAUUUCUCUGCAGCUCGCAAACAGUUCCAGCUCAUGGAGAACUCCAGGCAAACAGCAGCCAAGGGCCAGAGUACGCCCAGGCUUUUCUCCAUCAAGCCCUUCUACAGGCCUCUGGGUUCAAUCAACUCAGACAAGCCCCUGGCCGUCUCAAGACCAGCCUCCAUCGCAGGUCCUCCAGAAGACAGUGGCGCAUCGGCAGCCAAGGGGCAGAAAGGCCACUGUGCUCUGGACAGCCAGUCUCCGGGAGGGGGCCAGGGCAGCACAGGCCCUCAGGGGAGAGAAGGGCCCUACAGCGAGCCCUCCAAACGCGGGCCCUUAUCCAAACUGUGGGCAGAGGACGGAGAGUUCACAAGUGCCCGGGCCAUCCUCACCGUGGUCAAGGAUGAAGACCCUGGGAUUCUGGAUCAGUUUUCAAGGUCUGUCAAUGUCUCUCUGACUCAAGAGGAGCUAGACUCUGGUUUGGAUGAAUUGUCCGUGAGGUCCCAGGACACCACCGUCCUGGAGACGCUGUCCAAUGAUUUCAGCAUGGACAACAUCAGUGACAGCGGCGCCUCCAACGAGACCACCAACGCCCUCCAGGAAAAUUCCCUGGCCGAUUUUUCUCUGCCCCAGACCCCCCAAACUGACAAUCCUUCAGAAGGCCGAGGAGAAGGUGUCUCCAAAUCAUUUAGCGAUCACGGUUUCUAUUCCCCUUCGUCCACGCUGGGAGACUCCCCAUCGGUCGAUGACCCCUUGGAAUAUCAGGCUGGUCUCCUGGUGCAAAAUGCCAUUCAACAAGCCAUAGCCGAGCAAGUGGAUAGAGCUGUGUCUGAAACCAGCAAGGGGGGAGCGGAACAGCGGGCACCCGGGGCAGCUCCAGAGGGAGCUGCAACCGGGGCUCCGAGCCCAGAGAAGCCUCAGAGCAUGUUCGAGCCACCUCAGGUGUCCUCUCCCGUUCAAGAGAAAAGGGAUGUAUUACCAAAGAUCCUGCCUGCUGAAGACAGGGUGCUCAGGGAACGGGGACCCUCCCCUCCAUUGCCAGCAGCGCAACCCAGUGGCCCAAUAAACAUGGAGGAGACCAGACCCGAAGGGAGCUAUUUCAGCAAGUACUCGGAGGCGGCCGAGCUGAGAAGCACAGCCUCGCUCCUGGCCACGCAAGAGUCUGACGUGAUGGUUGGGCCCUUCAGGCUGAGGUCCAGGAAGCAGCGGACUUUGUCCAUGAUCGAAGAAGAGAUCCGAGCUGCCCAGGAAAGGGAAGAGGAGCUGAAGAGGCAGAGACAAGUCCUGCAGAGUACCCAGAGCUCCAGGGCGAAGAACGCCUUGUCGCUGCCCUCCCGAACAUCAUACUACAAAACUGCUCCAGGGAAAAUAGAGAAAGUCAGACCUCCUCCAUCCCCCACACCUGAAGGCCCCAGCUCGCAGCCUGACUUAGCCCCCGAAGAGGCUGCCGGAUCCCAGCGGCCCAAGAAUCUGAUGCAGACCCUCAUGGAAGACUAUGAGACACACAAAUCUAAAAGGCGCGAGAGAAUGGAUGAUAGUAGUUACACCUCUAAGUUACUGUCUUGCAAGGUGACUUCCGAGGUCCUUGAGGCCACACGGGUGAGUCGAAGGAAGAGCGCACUGGCCUUGCGCUGGGAGGCAGGGAUCUACGCCAACCAGGAGGAAGAGGACCAUGAAUAAUAAACUUCCUUCCACCCGGGAAGCAUUAUUGGUGCUUGGGUCGCCAAGAAACCAAGCAAUCCACACACACCACAGCAUUUUAAUGGGAUAUUUAUUGAAGUGCAAACAAACUCAACAAUCCUCCUGUAGACAGAAGCUGCAGUGUACAAUGAUGAAAACUCAAGUUGAAAAGAAGUCCACCCCUCACACUCGAACACCCAGGAGUCCACAGAGGAAGGAUUUUCUUGGUGACUCAAAGCAUCACCUGGAUUUGGACCAACCCACAACUGAUCCAACAGGACGAAGCAGUUACAAGCAAAUCAGCGUGGUUGCUGCAGGCAGAACUGAGCCCAGCCUCGCUGAGUGGGGAGGCAACAGCGGUGAUGGGGCCACUGAGGAAGCAGCAGGGCCCACGCUUGUGCCGUCUACGCAGCACAGGACCCGCGCUCGGCACUGGUCUCCCGCCCGUCACUCAGCGUCAGGGGUGCUGGGUGAACUCCAUGUACUCCAGCAGCCAUACAACGGAUAACAUUUCUCUCUCCGCUCGCCAAGAAGAGGCAACUAUGAUUCCAUUUCUCUUACCUUUAACUGUUUUAAAUCGGGAACACCUAACGAUCGCAAUAUAUAAAAUCCAUAUUUUUAAGACCGUGUUUCUUCCUGUUGCACACACAAUCUGUUCUACGUUAGGAGGUUGAGAAAGGGGGAGAAAGCCAAACCAAAUGGACUGUUUUAGCUUUAGCACCUUGUCUGCUUGUAGUAUUGACUGAUCUGCAGGUUAUGAGAAUUACAUUUUCACAAUUAUGUUUCUUCACACGAAAGCUAUAUUUAGUGGACAACUAUUUUUGUGAUGGGACGGGGGAAUAUGAUGUCCAUGUAGAGAGCGUGUGCACAUGGAACAGCCUGGUUCAAGAGGGCAGGGGUAUUUUUAGAGUGGCAAUAAUUGUAAAAAGGGUGCACUCUGCCCCAGAGGAGCAGAUGGCAAGAAAUAAAAAGGGGGUUUAUAUUUUAUAUGACAAAGUGGACCUUAGGGGUGGUAGGAAGAAUGAGAUUAUUUUGGAUCAAUCAGAAACGACACAUUCAAGAGAGGUGACGAAGGUAGAGAGAGGAGGGAGGGAGGGAGAGAGAGAGAGAGGGAGGGGAAGUAAGGAAGUGGGGGGGGUAUUUUUGUGGAGCAACCCGCGUUUUUCAGGAUGAUACAGAGAAAUACAGGAUAGGAAUUGAAGCACAGGCUUAGAAUCAGCUACUAAUCCUAAAGAUGGUUGUGUGUGUGUGUGUGUGUGUGUGUGUGUAGGCUCAUGCACACACAUGCACCUACCUUUGUGUGUUUGUAUCAGAUGUGUAUGCCUGUGAGCAAGCGUGCGUGGGUCAGGAUUGAAAUUCCAGGAUGAUCAUGGGACAAGAGUGGACAGUUAUUUCCUCCAAAGCUCUUAGCCGGCGUCAGGAGUGAGUGGGAAUUUCUUUUUUUAUGAAAAGGGAUAUGGAGGCACCGCGCUGAUGCAGUGUCUGUAGUAUUCAGUUGACCUAACAUGGCAUUUGCAUGAGUCACAAUUGCAGAGUGGUGAGCAGUUUUGUCACUUGACGCUUGGGAAAGUAUCAUAUUUAUUCUCAUGCUUUGUAGUCAUGCUUAGUACACCACAGAGGACGCCAGCUUCACUCUCUCCGGCAUUUACAGCAAUAGGAUGAGGGCGUUCGGCGAUCGGGUGCCCUCCAUUUCUGGAUGAGAAAGUGCUCCGCUCUGGCUAUGAGAGAGAAAAAAAAAAAACAACCUACCAGCAUUCUUUUUAUUUUCCCUUUUUGUUUUAAAACUGUGGUUUUUAAAAAUAAGCAAUAAUUAAGUCAGACCUCACGACCAUGAAUUUUUGUCUUUAUAUUGUUAUAGCAUAAGCUCUCCUAUGUUAUUCUGACAAGUAGCAACCCCACAAAAUUUGUAUGUAGAUGUUACCCACGUUAUCUUUGUUUCUUUUUUAGACUAGUGUUGACUUAGGGAAAAGUUGAUUCACAGACAAGCAGUGGGCACAAAGUCAAAACGGAACUGUCUGAUACCUUACAAGGAUCCUUUAAAACUGCCAAGGGAACCUGCAAUUUGAAGCCAAAUUCUACCGGUGGGCAGUUGGUGCCAUCUUUAUAUGGUUCGCACCCCUGAAUAUUCGGGAUGAAUAUUCCACAACGUGUACCAGCCAUUGGGAACACCAAAGAAAUACUAUCCCUGCUGCAAGGAAUUCAUUUUCCAGUGGGGGAGGCUGGCAUGGAGACAGACAUUCUCAGGAAAAUGAGAUCUGGGUUUGAUUAGAAGUCCUGGCAGGUGAAACGGGACAAUCAGGAAGAAUGUUUUGCCUGGGGAUUUCCAUGGUCCCCAAGGCAGGCACAUGGGUGAGAACAGAUGGGCGGCAGCUAGGAUGGCCGCAGGAGGGCAGAGUGCUUCUGGGGGCUGCACAGGACACACGCUGCCCACCUCCUGGAUUGACUCUGGGUCUGGUUAAGACCGUAGGCAUGGCCUGAAUGAACACCCUCAUCUUUCAUGAGAGGAAUCCGCCCUCAGGACUUACCUAAAGUUUUUUGCUCUGUUUGCAGCCAAAAGGGGUGCUUAGGAGGCCACACAACCAUGAGAUCACUUCAGAGGCAGAAAAAUGGGUCUUUGACUCCAGCUGGUUGAACCAGAGGCACUUGCUGCGUUGGGUCCUUUGGUCCACACGCCACGUGUAGAUAAGGCAACAAAUGCAGAGUUUCCAAGACCGCCCUGCAGCCCCAUAGCUGUUUAACUGUGGCCCCUUCCUCUCUGGCAUUUGCUUGCCCUCUUAUACUGCCUUCCGCGUAACUGUUGUCUAUUUCCUCCCUCCACUCACUUACAAUCCUGUUAACGUGUAAAUUGCAGUUCCCUUGGAAGAGCCAGAUUUUCUCUGCGCUCCUGAGUUUUUUAUUCAAGAAACAUUGGGCCCCUGCUUUUGUACAUAGCACUGUGCUAGGCUCUGGGAUCCCAAACGAACCCCUAUUUAACUUUCUGAAGAUGUCACAGAUCCUUGGAGGAAACUCGGCCUCCUAGGGGCAUCCCUGUCCCCAGUUAGUACACAAGCUUGUUACUCUCAGCUAGGACAUGCGUUUAGAUUCUGUAGAUGUUAAAGGCUUUCCUGAAAGUAUUCCAUUCCGCAGUAUUUAAUAGAUGUUCCCUUUCCUCCGCAGCUGAUUAACUACUGACAUGCCUUGGCUCUCUCAUCCAGGAGUUAUGGAAACAGGGUCUGUCAGUGGCGGGAGGCCAGGCUGUGUCCCACUCGGACGACACAACGCAGCUUCCUCGCCUCUUCGCACCCGUGCAUGCUGCCCGCCCUAGACAAUGACCUAGAAGCAGUAUAUCGACCAGUGUCCACAUAUAUGCACAGCACGCACACAUGUAUGUAAAGCGGAACGAGGAACACUACAUCAGUGUUGACUCUUGUCUCUGGAGACAAAUAAUUAAGCAGUUUUGUUUUUCAACUAAAAAUGAAUGUAAUUAAACUAUAUUGAAAAAAAAAUAGCCUAAGUGUUUAGAGAUGGUGAAUAUAUCCAAUUUUAGCGACAACCAAUUUCCUGAAUUUUAAGCAUUCAGUGAGUGAGCUGCCAAUUUUGAUUUUUGUGUUGCUGUUUACCCAGAUGAUCUUUUUGUUUCUGUUUUUGGAGGAGGAGGGGGCAAAAGCAGCAAUACUGUGUUCGAAUAUUAUACUCUGUAUCUGGCUCUCCUGUGUAUGUUAACCACUUCAAUGUCAUUAUUCUGCUUUGGUUUUAUAGUGAUUGUGAGGCAUUCAAUGCAAGUAUACAAUUAUUUUCUCAUUAAAA
Molecule: messenger RNA, 7911 nt
Organism: Phyllostomus discolor (pale spear-nosed bat)
Lineage: Eukaryota; Metazoa; Chordata; Mammalia; Chiroptera; Phyllostomidae
Gene: PALM2AKAP2
Product: PALM2 and AKAP2 fusion
Exons: 13
Coding region: 124-4125 (1333 amino acids)
Biological process (GO): regulation of cell shape
Cellular component (GO): membrane
Source: RefSeq, a predicted model, not a curated record